UAUUUCAUAAAUUACAUGGUGAAAAACUUCAUAAAUUUUUCGUUCGCUUUUCAAACAAAAUUGUCUAUAAAUCUUUUUGUGAUUAAUUUAACUUCAAGCCAUUUAUUGUUCGUCCACCGAAAACAACGAAAUUCAAAAUUAACUGUCAUUCCAGAAAGAAUCCUCUAAAUACAUGCGCAGAUACUUGGCCAAUAGUCGCGUAAAUAAAACAGAACCAGCGGCGGAGUGUUUGAAUUGCAGCGACACCCGUACGCGAUCUUACACCAAAGGUCAUUAGCAGCUGAUCAGAGAAAUUUUCAAGCGGCAAAAUGUCCGGGCUUUCUAUGGUAUUCAAUGGCCUUUUGGUGGGUGCUUCAGGAUUUGCUUUGUAUACAAUGCCGCCCGCCGAGCAUCCUUAUGCUUUCUCGGCGUGCGCCUUUGGACUCUGUCAUGGCCUGCUCGGCAUGAUACACUACUACAAGCAGGAUAGCGAAGAUUGCAGCAAGAUUCAUGAUGUAUCUACCAGCGUUAUGGAGAUUAUACAGUUGCCACUGAUAAAUAUUGAAUUGUACUUGGCUUCGUCUGAGAGUAGCGCCUUGGCCUUGGGACAUGGACUGUUCGUCAUACCGCUAGCCUUCGAUCUAAUUGCCAAACUCUUUACGGAGGAGGGCGACGAUAGCAACACAAACACACUGAAGGAUCUUACAAUACUGGGCAAUAUCAUGUCCUUGACAUUCUUGGCCGUGAAUGAGAGCAACUAUACAUAUGUCAGCAUGGCUAUAACGGCCUUCCUGACAAAAUACGGUGCCAUACUGUUGGACAGCUACUGGGAGGGUUCACUCGAAAAUACUGUACUCACCGGCUAUUCGUUGUUUACAUUCCUUGCUAACUAUGCAAUUACUGAGAAGCCAGAAUGGCUGAGUAUGAAAUGAGGUGGAGUUAAACCUUUGAAGGAAUGGUGCGAUAAAAUCCAUGAAAACUUACGAUUUCAGCAAAAGCAAUUGUUAACCAGUAAAUAUAUAAAUUAAGAUUUGAAAUGAAA
This is a messenger RNA of Anastrepha ludens (Mexican fruit fly), 1021 nucleotides long. RefSeq lists its product as uncharacterized. The transcript has a single exon. The record is from RefSeq and is a predicted model, not a curated record. Bases 309 to 911 code for a protein of 200 amino acids. Lineage: Eukaryota; Metazoa; Arthropoda; Insecta; Diptera; Tephritidae.